Molecule: messenger RNA, 2133 nt
Organism: Suillus discolor
Lineage: Eukaryota; Fungi; Basidiomycota; Agaricomycetes; Boletales; Suillaceae
Exons: 6
Coding region: 1-2133 (710 amino acids)
Cellular component (GO): mitochondrion
Source: RefSeq, a predicted model, not a curated record
AUGCAGUUUCAGCGUAUACAUGCACUUCCCUCGCAAAUGCAGUUGCUAGUGCUAUCUCACCGCCUCAGUAUCGUCCGUGGGUCUGGGUUGAGCCUCCGUCAUACCUUCCAGCGAUCACAACAUACUGCUCUAUCUCAUUUACAGUCGUUCAAAAGCCCUAACAAAUCACGCACACGACUCUGGCGCAAUAUCGCAUGGCUUAUUCCCGUGACUGGCGGUGUCGCACUUUACCUCUAUCCUAGCCAACAGCUCCACCUACCUUCCAUCUUUUCCUCGCCGACACUUAUUCCGUGUACAGAACACGACUUGAACGUACAAGCAAGAGACACUAUAAUAGGAUCACCGGCGGAACCACAUAUGUCUAUUCCCUCGCGGAUAUUAUCUCUGUUGCAGGAACACUUGUGGGAACCUGUGUUGACGGCACGAAGAUUCAUUCACCUCUUCUACCUGUUCAUACCUGUCAUCGUUACCAUGCCUAUGCUGCUUAUUGGGAAGCCUGAACGUAGGUAUAAGGGUGACAAGUGGGGAGCCGUUUGGUGGUACGAAUUUCUUGUCAGGAGAAUGCAAACCGCCGGGCCAACAUUCAUCAAGCUUGGGCAAUGGGCAGCAUCGCGUGCUGAUCUCUUCCCGUCAUUACUUUGCGAGAAAAUGGGGUCCUUGCACUCUCGCGGCAAGCCUCAUUCACUCAUGCACACUAAGCAAGUCAUCGAAAGGGCCUUUGAACGGCCAUUCGACGAGGUUUUCGAAGUUUUUAAUGAGAAUCCGAUAGGAGUCGGCGCCAUUGCACAAGUCUACCGGGCAACUCUCAAGCAUGACCUUAUACCUCCCUCUUACCUUGGUCCCAAACGGCAAACCAAAUCACCCGCAGGGUCACUAGCUCCCGUUAUCCUGCAAGACCCUCCGCCUUCAGUACCUACUGCAUCUGUCGCCAUCAAAGUCUUGCAUCCUCGCGUCGCCAAGGAUAUUGCGCAUGACCUAUCUAUAAUGUCGUUCUUUGCGCGGGUCAUUAACCUUUUCCCUGGUAUGCAAUGGUUAUCACUCCCAGAGGAGGUCAGCGUCUUUGGUGAAAUGAUGCGUCGUCAACUCGACCUCAGAAUUGAAGCAGAGAAUCUUCUGACAUUUGAAAAUAACUUUGCUUCGAGAAACGUGCCAGUAUCAUUUCCACGUCCUUUAAAGACAUUUUCGACUGCCGACUUACUUGUCGAGGAAUACGAGAACGCCUUGCGCAUGGAGUAUUUUCUGAAAAACGGAGGCGGGCCAUUUGAUGAUCAAUUGGCAACUGUCGGAUUGGAUGCUUUCUUGAAAAUGCUACUACUUGACAACUUCGUGCACUCUGAUCUUCAUCCGGGCAACAUCAUGAUCAAAUUCACAAAGCCUCCCACCACCCGUGACCUCCUCAUGAACAUGUACUCCUCAUAUUUCUCACAGAAGGGCUCUGCCGAAGUUCUCGUCGAGCACCCGCUGGAAUCUGAUGAAAUAGUAGUCCGACUACGCUCACUCAGACAUUCCCGUGAGGAAUGGCAAAAUGAACUUAGGGCUUCAUCGGAGCAGGGCUACAUUCCUGAAAUCGUUUUCAUUGAUGCUGGUCUCGUGACAACGCUUAACGCGGCAAACCGCAAGAACUUCCUCGAUCUUUUCAGGGCUAUUGCUGAGUUCGAUGGCUACCGAGCCGGUCAAUUGAUGGUCGAACGUUGUCGGACUCCCGAACUUGCGAUCGACACCGAGACAUUUGCACUGAAGAUGCAACACAUUGUCCUGAGCAUCAAGCGGAAAACGUUUUCACUUGGGCAAAUCAAGAUUUCGGAUAUUUUGACUGAUGUUCUAACGGCUGUGCGGCAGCACCAUGUCAAGAUGGAGGCGGAUUUCAUCAAUACGGUUAUCUCCAUAUUACUUCUUGAAGGCAUUGGGAGACAUUUGGAUCCAAGUCUAGAUCUUUUCAAGAGUGCAUUGCCGAUUCUACGACAGCUUGGACGGCAGAUGACAACUCAAGAGUCGAUGACACAGUUACCCUCAGGAAACUUUGGAGCGUUGUUGAAGGUCUGGAUGUGGGUAGAAGCUCGUCAAAUGGCCUCAACAGCAUUCAUUGAUGUUGACGAGUUGGUCAAAUAUGAUUUGCUUGUCCCGGCUGUAUAA